This is a messenger RNA of Branchiostoma floridae (Florida lancelet), 2214 nucleotides long. RefSeq lists its product as uncharacterized. The coding region runs from base 265 to 2214 and encodes 649 amino acids. The record is from RefSeq and is a predicted model, not a curated record. Gene Ontology annotation, cellular component: plasma membrane. Gene Ontology annotation, molecular function: protein binding. NCBI's taxonomy places the organism in Eukaryota, Metazoa, Chordata, Leptocardii, Amphioxiformes, Branchiostomatidae. The transcript is spliced from 18 exons.
AGGUCCUGUGGACAUGAUGCAGAGACAUGUGAUCAUGUUAUACAGUGUGGAACGGAGGACUCUGUCAUCUGUGGUGUCAUCAGGUCUCCUGGUUAUCCACUCAGUUUUCCGAUAGAUUCCAUCUGCACAGUGCAAAUCACUGGACCGAGGAAGAGUUAUAUUGUCCUACAGGUCCUGGACAUCGACAUACCGGUGGAGGAUGACCUGUCCUGUGCUGACCGUGCGGUCAUCUUGCUUGACCAGAAGUAUCCGGGUGGACCCUGGAUGGAGUCAACACGACUCUGCUCACCCAAAGACAUACGCAAGCCCUUCAGAUCCAAGUUCAACUCCAUGCAGGUCCAAGCCUUGUCCAAUGAAACUAAGCGCCAGUACCGUGGGUACCUCGCCGUGUACAACAUCACUAACUACAAGAACAAACACCUACCCCCAGUCUACAAGCCAAAUGAAGUGUACCAGUGCCCGUGUGAUUACAACCUGUAUGAGGACCGUUGCUAUGGUAUUUUCACCCACCACACCCAUCUGUCGUGGACCAGUGCCAAACUGGAGUGUCAGGCCAGGAACGGGACACUGGCCAGCAUGUCAGAUGGACUGGAGACAGAGUUUCUGCAUACAGCACUUAUCCAUAUAGUGCAAUCCAGACAGCUAGGAGGGGAGAAAAUGUACAUAGGUCUUCAAGACAGAAACGAGUUUGAGUUCAACAUGACGUGGUCUGAUGGUCACCCACUGUCAUAUACGGCAUGGGCACACAUUGACAGGAGGUACAACCUGACCCAGCCAUCAGGAGCAGAGAUAGAGGACUGUAUAGUGCUGUGGUAUGAGUACACCUGGAGGAUAGAACAGUGGCAUGAUGCGCUGUGUGCCGGGGAAGACGUCUUCAGCUACGUGUGUGAGAUAGAUGCUGGCAAGGAGGAUCGUGUUUGCCAGCUUGGCAUGCAGGAUUAUUCCAUAGAGAACCAUCGGGUCGUGGCCUCCUGGUACGAUACGGCGCCAACCAUGUCGCACUUCGGUCGUCUUCGGCACUGCACCACCUAUCAUGGAUAUGGUUGGUCCGGCAUCUUUGACCCGAAGGGUGUCUACUUCCCCUGGUUGCAGGUGGACCUUCCACGACUGAUGCUGGUGGCGGGAAUCCUGACCCAGGGCCUGUGUACGGACGAGGUGGACGCGAGGGUGACGGAGUUUCACCUGUUCCACGGGAUGACGGAGAUGGCGUGGGUACCCUACACCGGGAAAGGCACAGAACCUGUGAUGUUGAUAGGGAACUCCUAUAGCAACAUCACUGCCAGUAACAUGUUUGACCCGACCUUCACCACUCUACACAUCCGCCUGGAGCUACGGAACGGGACGGAACUCUUCGGACUCAGAUUCGACCUCCUCGGCUACGCCGUGAGGAAUUUGACUGAAGAAGAUUUUCUGAUUGAAAGAAGGACGGACUAUGCAAUCAAGGAUGAUACAAUAGAUACUAGCCAGGACUGUCUGGACACCCAUUUCCGCUGUGGAGACGGGUCAUGCGUGCACGUGGUGUAUCUCUGCGACAGUAUCAACGACUGCAGGGAUGGAACUGACGAAUCAGAGGAGGUUUGUGGUCCACCUGACACCUGUCCUGAGUUCUCCUUCAGCUGUAAGGAGGGAGGGGGAGGACAGUGCAUCUCUCUAUCCUUCUUCUGUGAUCGUGAUGAUGACUGCAACACUUAUGAAGACGAAAUUGAUUGCGAAUGGCCGGAGGUGAACUGCAGAAAAGACCUGGGUGAACUUGAGUGUGACAAUAAGAAGUGCUACGACAGCAAGCUGAGAUGUGAUGGAAACAAAGACUGCACCGACAACAGUGAUGAAUUUCGAUGUGACUUCUGCCAGGGUUUCCAGUGUUUUGACGGCAAGUGCCUGCCUGGACAGUAUCAGUGCGAUGGUCAGGUUGACUGUAAUGGGUACAUUGGUGAAGAUGAAGACCACUGUGCGUACAAAUGGGAGAAUGCGACAGACCUGGGUUACUGUGAGGACCUGAUGUUGUGCAGGAAUACUGCAUGUGUGGGGAACAGCACCAACACUACCUGCCUCUUCAACCUGGACCUCAGGGGAGCUCACGUUGGCUGUCGGGAUGCUACCCAUCUGGAUGGCUGCACUCGAGAGGACAUGACGUGCCCAGUGAACACAGUCCAGUGUGACACUGGGUACUGUAUCCAGCAGCGUUUAUUGCUACCUAAAAAGUCUGACUGUUGA